AUGAUUAUCAACAUCCUUCUCGUAAUUGCUGGCACUAUGGCUGGGCUGACUGAGGCGAAUUACAAAUAUUACUGCAAUUUUGCAGACGAUUUGUCAGCUAAGUGCCUUGGUAAAUAUGAUAAGUAUUCGAUACGCGUGAUUUCGGAGCACAAGGCGAUAGAGAGCCGUCGCCGCUCGCGUGAUCUGGUCGAGUACGUUACUGAGGUGUGCCCUGUCGGAAAGGCCGUGGAGGGUGGGGCACAGGGCUCACUACAGAUGAGCAAUGAGGAGCAGUGUGACAUUCCCGUCUUGCGAGGUGCAACCAUAAAAUACGACAAAACCCCAGGGAGCAAGCUUCUUGGUAGAUCUACAACAUACAACGUGUUCUACCCUGAUGAUCAGGGCCUAGCCAGAUCAGGGCCUGAUCUGGCCAUGUCGUACCGUUUCGAUAUUCUCAAGCCCAUUCCGAUGGCUGGUCUGGAUCUGUCUCACAGUUCACCUGGGACGUCAAUUUUUGCGACUUUUACGAGCCACAAACCCCAGCGUUGGAAAGUGGAGCUGAUCAGUCAUCCUGUUUUAAGGGUGGAGGCGAAAUUCUACUUGGAAGAACCUCACAGCCGCUUCACUGAGCUGAAGUUGAUCGCAGUAGAUAAUGGAAUAAUGAAGCUCACAUAUACUGGACUGAACAACACCUCGGCACCGGUACAAGCUUUCUUCUUCCGAUUACCUUCUAAGGAGCCUCUAUAUGGGCCGGGCCCAUAUUAUGGGGUGAUGAUAACUUAUAAGACUGACCCCAUUAUGUUGUUCGAUAAAAGAAUGCCUGUGAACGGGAGGUAA
Messenger RNA from Perkinsus marinus ATCC 50983, 816 nucleotides. RefSeq lists its product as hypothetical. The coding region runs from base 1 to 816 and encodes 271 amino acids. The transcript has a single exon. The record is from RefSeq and is a predicted model, not a curated record. NCBI's taxonomy places the organism in Eukaryota, Perkinsozoa, Perkinsida, Perkinsidae.